CCUGGAGGAGUCGGACCCUGAAGACGCUGCGCGGAGGCGGGUCUCCCGCUGGCUCCACCCACAGUCUCCGGGGGCCAUUCAGGUUCUCCAGGGCUCGUUUUCAGCAGAAGCAGUCAUGGACCCUGCACUGGGCUCUGUGACCUUCGAGGACGUGGCUGUGUACUUUUCCCAGGAGGAAUGGAGACUUCUCGAUGAAGCCCAGAGAUGCCUAUACCGUGAUGUAAUGCUGGAGGUCUGUGCACUUGUUGCAUCGUUGGGUUGGAAUGAAGCAGAGGAUGAAGAUGCAACAUUUGAGCAGAAUGUUCCUGAAAUGUCACAGCAAAAUACUCCAAAGGCAGAUUUGUACACCCAGGAGGCUGAUCCCUGGGAGAUGUGUGGCCUGGCCCUAGAAGGUGAUUCACACCUAACUGACAACCUGGGAAAAACCCCUGAGCAGGAACUGUCUGGGACCUCUGGGAAAUGUCACCAGAUCCAGCACAGUAGUGAGAAACUUUUCAGAAGGCAGACAGACAAGGACUCUUGUAUGAAGAGCUGCAUAGUCCACACCUCAGAGAAACCAUUCAUGUGCUGGGAGGCUGGGAAGGGCUCCCCCACUAACUCAGGCCUUCACCAGCUCUCUCAGAGCAAGUGUGCAGAGGCCUAUCACACUGGAAAAAAACACUACACAUGCAGUGACUGUGGGAAAGCCUUCUGCCGAAAAUACAGACUUGCUCAGCACCAGAGAGUCCACACCGGAGAGAGGCCCUACGAGUGCAGCGAAUGUGGGAAAGCCUUCAGCUACAAACACAUACUUGUUCAGCAUCAGCGAAUCCAUACUGGAGAAAGGCCUUACAAGUGCAGUGAGUGUGGGAAAACCUUUAGCAACAAACCUACACUUGUCCGGCACCAGCGAAUUCACACAGGAGAACGGCCAUAUAAGUGCAGCGAUUGUGGGAAAUUUUUUAGCCAAAGCUCCAGCCUUAGUGAGCAUCAGAGAAUUCACACUGGAUCACGACCUUAUAAAUGCAGUGAAUGUGGAAAAUUCUUUACCUCCAACUCCAACCUGAUAAAACACCAGAGAGUUCACACAGGAACAAGGCCUUACGAGUGCAGUGAAUGUGGGAAAUUUUUUAACCAGAGCCCCAGCCUCAUUAAACAUCAGAGAAUUCACACAGGUGAAAGGCCCUAUGAGUGUAUUGAGUGUGGUAAGUUGUUCAGCCAAAGCUCUACUCUCAUUAAGCACCAGAGAGUUCACACAGGAGCAAGGCCUUACAAGUGUAGGGACUGUGGGAAGCAUUUUAGUCAAAGCUUUGGCCUCACUCAGCACCAGAGACUUCACAUGGGAGAAAGAACCUACAAGUGCAGUGAAUGCGGAGAAUUCUUUAGUCAAAGCACCCAACUUUUCCAGCACCGUCAAGUUCACAUCAGAGAUGGGCCUAAGGAGUGCAGCAAAUGUGGAAAGGUCUUCAUUCAAGGAUCUGGUCUGGACGACCACCAGAAACUUCACGUCCCAGACAGACCUUUUGACAGCUGCAAAUGUGGGAAAGCCUUCAGCCAGAGGUCUAACUUACAUCAGAAAAUUCACAGUGGAGAAAGGCCUCAGCAUGAGAUGGAAUAGCAGGGAAUUUUUUAAGAGACAGAAGGGAGAGAAAUGAUCAGUUGUCUCAACUGGGAAUUGAACUGAUAACCCUUCAACAUGGGACUGUGGUCAACCAACUGAGCCACACCAGCCACGCUAUUUACUAUACUUUUAAGGCUUAUUGCCUGAGGAGAAACUUUGCCCAAGAUAUUGCUGUUAUUGGAGACACUGAGAAGACAUUGAUGCAAUUCUGGAAGGAUUACAACAUCUUUGAGUGUAUCUAGAACUUUACUUGGGCUUGGGAUGAUGUCACCAAGGAGUAUAUGAAUGGCAUCUGGAAGAGACACUUAAGAGGUUCCUCUGUGACUCCAAAGGCUUUGCUAAGGAUGAGGAGGUUGCAGAAAUAAACAGGGCUGUGGGCUAAGGAUGAGGAGGUUGCAGAAAUAAACAGGGCUGUGGUUGAGAUGGCAAACUUUAACCAGGGUGUGGAUGAAGAUGACUGACAUUGGGGAGCUCCUAGAUAUGGUUCCUGAGGAAUCAAAUGCUGAGGAGUUGGGGGAGCUCCUAGAUGUGGUUCCUGAGGAAUCAAAUGAUGAGGAGUUGG
Molecule: messenger RNA, 2162 nt
Organism: Molossus molossus (Pallas's mastiff bat)
Lineage: Eukaryota; Metazoa; Chordata; Mammalia; Chiroptera; Molossidae
Product: zinc finger protein 132-like
Biological process (GO): regulation of transcription by RNA polymerase II
Molecular function (GO): DNA-binding transcription factor activity, RNA polymerase II-specific; RNA polymerase II cis-regulatory region sequence-specific DNA binding
Source: RefSeq, a predicted model, not a curated record